Messenger RNA from Phalaenopsis equestris, 1483 nucleotides. Its product is annotated as zinc finger CCCH domain-containing protein ZFN-like. The record is from RefSeq and is a predicted model, not a curated record. The transcript is spliced from 8 exons. The coding region runs from base 46 to 1287 and encodes 413 amino acids. Lineage: Eukaryota; Viridiplantae; Streptophyta; Magnoliopsida; Asparagales; Orchidaceae. Gene Ontology annotation, molecular function: mRNA binding; metal ion binding.
CUGUCCCCCUCGGCCCCGCUCGCCACCCCUCUUGAUGAAGAAUCGAUGUGGCAAAUGAGUUUGAGAGUAGGAGAAACCAUAGAUCCCGGACCUUAUCCAGAGCGUCCAGGAGAGGCAGACUGUGCUUAUUAUCUCAGGACUGGCCUUUGUAGAUUUGGUAUUACUUGCAGAUUUAAUCAUCCCCCCAACAGGAAGCUGGCAGUGGCAAGGAUGAAGGGAGGGUAUCCUGAAAGAGUAGGGCAACCAGAAUGCCAGUACUAUCUAAAGACUGGAACAUGCAAAUUUGGACCUACGUGCAAGUUUCAUCACCCCAAAGAUAAGGCUGGAAUCACAGGAAGAGUUCAACUGAAUGUUCUAGGCUAUCCCCUUCGCCCUAAUGAGAAGGAAUGUGCAUAUUAUUUAAGAACUGGGCAGUGCAAGUUCAGCAACACCUGUAAAUUUCACCAUCCUCAGCCAUCUAAUGCAAUGCUUUCCUUGCGCGGUUCUCCAGUUUAUCCUUCCGUACAGUCGCCAACAGCUGGUCAGCAGUCCUUGACUGGGGCUCUAACAAAUUGGUCCUUGUCUAAAGCUUCAUUUAUAAGUCCUCGUUGGCAAGGAUCUUCAAGCUACGCACAACUCAUUCUUCCUCAAGGAUUGGUUCAAGUUCCGAGCUGGAGCUCUUUUCCUGGACAAUUUGGAUCUGCUUCAUCUACUGAGAACCAGCAACAAAAUUCUGGGGCUGCUCAGUUCUUUGGAGCAUCACACCAAACUGAAACAAGCACAGUUUCUUCUCCAUCAUUUUCUUCUUUCAGAUUUGGUUCGGUUCCUAUGGGGCAGUAUGCGUUGCAGAGGGAUAACAUAUUUCCCGAGAGACCCGGCGAACCUGAAUGCCAAUUCUAUAUGAAAACAGGGGAUUGUAAAUUUGGCGCAGUUUGCAGGUUUCAUCAUCCCCGGGAAAGACUAAUUCCGGCUCCCAACUGUGUGCUGAGCCCGUUGGGCCUUCCGUUACGCCCGGGUGAACCUUUAUGCGUUUUUUAUUCUCGUUAUGGUAUUUGCAAGUUUGGCCCAAAUUGCAAAUUUAACCACCCAAUGGCUGCCCCAAUGGGCAUUCUUGCUUAUAAUCUUUCAGCCUCAUCAUCACCUGAUGUCCCAGUUGUUCGUAGACUAUUGGGCUCGUCGUCCGCGAUUCCUCCAUUAACCUUUUCAUCGGACGGAUCUCUCGAAACCAGCCAUGGUAAAUCUCGACACCUCGCAUUGUCUGAUUCGCAGCAAAUGGAUUCCGGCGACGAAAAUGUUGAAUCGGAUUGAUGUCAACACAUGCCAGGUUUGGCUUCUACCUCUGAAAUCUUUGGCUGGAUUAAUGAAAUCUUCAGGCAUUUUCUGUGAGAGGCACAGAAGAAAUUCAUGCCUAUCCUCUUUUCUGCUUAAUGAAUAAGAUCAUUGAAGGUUGAUCUCAGUUCAAUCUCUGCUGUUUAUGUGAUUAUUAUUAUUAUUAAUUUUUUUG